Molecule: messenger RNA, 5517 nt
Organism: Vollenhovia emeryi
Lineage: Eukaryota; Metazoa; Arthropoda; Insecta; Hymenoptera; Formicidae
Product: signal-induced proliferation-associated 1-like protein 1
Exons: 13
Coding region: 48-4679 (1543 amino acids)
Biological process (GO): regulation of small GTPase mediated signal transduction; activation of GTPase activity
Cellular component (GO): cytoplasm
Molecular function (GO): GTPase activator activity; protein binding
Source: RefSeq, a predicted model, not a curated record
CAGCAUCCGUUUCUUACGCUUCCUUCCUGUGUUGACAGAAUGAAGAGAUGAUCGCGAGUCUGUCAAUGAACGGCGGCGGCAACGGAGGGCCGGGGAGCCGCGUGGGUCGCGGACUGGCCCUUCACAGAUCCAAUUCCAGUCUGGAGCUUCCGCACAGCCCGGAUCCUGCCUCCCGGGUGCCGGAGACGCCGCUCAGGAGGGAGUAUGGUUCCCAUGGAAGCAUCGACGUAGUGGCGCAGUCCAUCACGGGCGGCGAGAACUUCUUCGCCAUGCUGCAGGACUUUCGACCGUCGGACCAGCGCGGCGCCGUCACCGGUGACUAUCUGCGUCGCGUCCCGGACGGGUCCGGGCAGCCGCUCGACGUCGACGAGGUCUGCGGCCCGACCGGCGCCGGUUCCAGUCCGAAGCUGCGGCUGAAGUUGAACAGACUGUGGGGCGGCAAGCCGCCGCGAGCGAUGGAGGAGACGUGCACCAGCCCGGUGAUGUCGGCCGACGUGGAAGAGCGGCACCGGAGACGCGCGUUCGCCCAUUACGACUGCCCGUCGUUGACGGCGAACCUGGGCUACGCCGCGAAGCUGCGGGGGAUUCUCCUGGCCAGGAGAAGAAACACUGCCACCGGGGCGUCCGCCGCCAGCGCCCUGAGAGCGUCCACGCCCGACGAGACUCCCGAGGAGGAUGCCGGUGAUGGGAAAGGUAACGACUUGUUGGAGCCGUGUCCCUUCUUCCGCAACGAGAUCGGCGGCGAGGGAGAGCGCGAGGUUUGUCUCACUCGCUGCUCGCCGGGCAACGGAAUUCACAGACCGUCCUUAUCUUACGGUGUCUCCGUCCUGGAGCCGCCGCCCGGCGAGACUUUGUGGAAGAACACUUGUCCGCUGCAGAAACGACCCCUGCCCAUCGAGAGCGUCGACGAGGGGGCCCAUUACUACCGGCGAUACUUCCUCGGGCGAGAGCAUCAGAACUGGUUCGGCAUGGACGAACAGCUGGGACCGGUGGCCAUCAGCAUCCGCAAAGAUGUGAGUCAGUACCGCGUGAUCGUGCGCACGUCGGAGUUGCUAACGCUACGCGGGUCCGUGCCGGAGGAGGCCCUCGGUAUCAGGCCGCAGGGUCGGCCGCCCACCAGGGAACUCCUGGAGCUGGUCGCGCCGGAGGUGCAACUGGGCUGCCUGAGGCUCGGCACACCCGCCGCCGAGGAGGCGCUGGCCAGGUUGGACGAACAGGGAUUGUCCAACAGGUACAAGGUCGGCGUGCUCUACUGCCGGGCCGGCCAGAGGACCGAAGAGGAGAUGUACAACAAUCAGCACGCCGGCCCGGCCUUCCUGGAGUUUCUAGAUACCAUUGGCCAAAGAAUAAAACUGCGAGGAUUCGAGGGUUACAAGGCCGGACUGGACACGAGGACCGACUCGACGGGUACGCACGCGGUAGCGGCCACGCAUCGCGGGACGGAAGUCACCUUUCACGUGUCCACCAUGCUACCCUUCACGGCUAACAACCGGCAGCAGCUGCUGAGGAAGAGGCACAUCGGAAAUGACAUAGUCACGAUAGUUUUUCAGGAACCUGGAGCGUUGCCGUUCAGCCCGCGAAGGAUACGCUCCCAGUUCCAGCACGUGUUUAUCGUCGUGCAAGCCGUAAAUCCUUGCACCGAAAACACGCAGUACAGCGUGGCGGUGUCGAGGAGCAAAGAAGUGCCCAUCUUCGGGCCACCAAUUGCGAAGGGCGCCACGUUUACGAAGGGAAAGGCCUUCGCGGACUUCAUCCUGGCGAAGGUCAUAAACGCCGAAAAUGCGGCUCACAGAUCCGAAAAGUUCGCCACAAUGGCCACCAGGACGAGGCAGGAGUAUCUGAAGGAUCUUGUCACAAAUUACACCACCACCACAGUCGUCGACACCGGCCAGAAGUUCUCGAUGCUGUCCUUCAGCAGCAAGAAGAAGACGGCGGUGCGACCGAGGCUCUCUUGCGACGCGUCUCAACGCGGCGCGAUUUGCUGGCAAGUCAUACUCGAGGACAGCAAUCAGCAUACCGAUUGUUAUUUAGGCAUAAGCAUAGACACCAUCGUGCUGAUCGAGGAGCACUCCAGGCAAAUAGUGUUUGUCACUCCCUGCAUGAGCGUGCUCGGAUGGCACGCCCAAACGAACAGUUUAAGAUUGUAUCAUCAUCAAGGCGAAUGCAUUACCAUACACGUACGCGGUGAUUACGGCGAGAGGGACGAGUUAAUGGAAAUUGUGGCUCGGCUGCGCGCCGUAACUCAAGGCGCGCCGGCCUCAGAGCUGUCGCUGAAGAGGAACAACCUCGGACAGUUGGGCUUCCACGUUCAGCCCGACGGCGUCGUGACGCAGGUCGAAAGUAUGGGCCUGUCGUGGCAGGCGGGCCUGAGGCAGGCCUCCAGGCUAGUCGAGAUUUGCAAGGUGGCCGUGUCGACCUUGAGUCACGAUCAGAUGGUCGAUCUACUGAAGACCAGCGUCCAGGUUACCGUCACCGUCAUACCGCCGACCAACGACGGACAGCCGCGAAGAGGGUGCACGCUGCAAAACUGUCACUAUCUGUCGAAUAAUUACGAGGGGGAUUACGAGAAUGUAACCAGCGCGGAUAACGCGCCGAGUCAGCAAACGGCGAUGUCGCACCAACGGCGAUACGAUCGAUCGUUCAGCCCGCCGCGAUCGAGCAACAGCUCCGGGUACGGUACUGGAUCGAGCUCUAGAUCGUUCAACGAUCCACGGUUUCCGUUGGAGGGUACAAUGACUAGCAGCAGUAGCGGACACAGUAGUGCCGAUGAUCGUUGGUACGAGCUUCUGGAACCGCAGGAUCAAGACGGUGGUCAUCGCCCGGACGGUACGCCGCCGCCGCUACCAGUGCGACAGAAUUACCAAGUCGUGACACCCAGCAAGUCCGGCCAGAAGAAAGACAAGACACACUACGUCACCGCCAAGCAACUCGUGGACGGCUCGAAGCAUCGCGAGCAUAGUCACGAGCAUUACACGAAGGAGAGCAAUUACGUGUCGUCGAAGAUAAUUCAGGAGAACGCGCGGCACGAGAAUUACCAGCGGCAGCUGGACAAUGCGCAUCGCGGCCAGGAUCACGUAACCACGAAUUAUGUAAAACUGCAGAAGGAGCGAUACGAGAUCAAACAGGAGAACUUGUACGCGUCUCAGAGGGAGCUCCACAAGAAUGACGCGCAGCAUCACGGCCACCAAAAGCUCGGCGCGUCCAAUUCCCUGCCGUUGGCGCACAAUGCCGGUUACAGUCUGCCAAAGUCGGGCAGCAACAACAAUCUCGGCAGGUACAACGAGUACGAGCAGUCCGGCGGCAAGUACGACUACGAGACGCCCACGAAGCCGGACAGAAAUUCCAAGUACGAGAUGCAGGAGGAGAAGGCGAUCGAAAGGCCGGCGACCAAGUACGAGUACGAUGUGAGAGCUCACGACAAGAGGGUCGGCUACGAGUACUCGGAGGAUAUUUACGAGAGGAGGAACAGCAAGUACGACGCGGAGCUGGCUAAGUACGAGAUGGAGUGUCAGCACGGUGGUAACGAGAGGAAGCACAAUGACAGCAACGGAGAGCACAAUCGGGACCACGUUAAAUACGAGAUGUCGCACGACUUCAAAGUAGGCGAGAAGGUCACCUGCCUGAAGACUAGCAUGUCGGAGCGACCGGUGCCCCACAAAGUGAGCGUCGAGUACCGAGUACAGUCGAAGGACUUCCCGGCCAGUCUGCCGCCGGAAAUGAGGAUAUCGGAUGUCAAUUGUCCAGAGGUGACUACGAUGCCCAGUGAGGACGAGUUGUCGAACGGCUCGGGCAGCGUUUCGCCCAGACUGCGACGCGCCAACAAACAUCGCGGCGGCAAUCGCACCCCGUCCAGCGGCAGCUCCAGGAACCAGAGUCCCCGACCCAAGCCGGGUAUGCGGAACUCGCACCGGAAUUCCGCGAACCUGACGUCUAGCACGCUGCAGGAGGACCUCAUGAGAUUGAUCAAUCCCGACUACAUCGCCGACGACAGUCAGAUCGUCAACAACAAUCUCAUGAACAACGUGAUGAGCCCGAAUCAAAAUUCGAACAAGAUAAACAACAAUAUGUUGGAGAUCCAGAACAGGUGCAGGUCCAGGGAGAAUCUGUGCGGCAACAGCACGUCCACCCUGAGCGUGCUGCCCGCGAAUGGGCAGGAGAACGGGAACAAUGGAUCGGAAGUGAUCCUGACGAUGGCCAGACCAGCCACGGUGAUCUCGAACGCCAGCACUGCCUCGAGUCCGGCGCCGAGCGAGAAUAAACUGUCGAAAGAGGAAAGACUAUCGCCGCGUGUCACGAAGCCGCUUCAUCCAAUCAUGAAACAGCACAAUAAUCUAACGCCGAUCAAAGACGUGAAAGCUCACAACGACGCGAACGUGGACUGUUGGAAGAAUCAACAUGCGGAUUCCAACAGAUCGACGAAGCAGCACCCCCAAGAAUGGUCCGACGAUAGGCUCAUCGAUGGAUGCAACGCGAACGCGAAUCCCGUUUCGGACUUGCAGUCUCAUCUAUCCACUCUCGAGCUGAGAAUGGCGAGGGAGACGCGUCUGCGCCUCUCGUUGGAGGACGAGGUGCGCCGAUUACGCGACGAGAAUCGACGUCUGCAGGAUGAGAAUCACGCAGCCGCGCAGCAACUCCGGCGUUUCACGGAGUGGUUCUUUCAAACGAUGGAGCAUCAAUAAUCAAUAUAAUAAUUCAGAAUGUUCUGCCCGGUGAUUGUUUCGUACGACGAACCCGGUAAUCGAUAAGCUAUCUGACUCCCCGUCAGUAUCUUAGUUGUUACAAAUGAUGAAAGCAUGUCGUUGCCAACGUUCUUUAAAUAUGAAUUAAUUAUCUUUAUAUUUGAUCGUCGGAUCGGUAGCAUUUACUGCGAUCGCGUUCCCUUUCCACGAUCGCUCAAAUCGGAGCACGAUCUUUUGUAAGUACAGUAUUAACGCGGCCUUCGCCUACACGUUUAGAUGUUAGGACACAUCGAUCGGAAACAACUGCAGGCGAUUGUGAGUGUGCGUGAACACCGCGAGCGAAAAAUAAUAUAGUAUCGUCCACAGCUCUUUCGACACUUUGUAUUAUAUAGAUUCGUUAGAUUAUUCUAUUAUAAAGUAUAAGUUACCAUCGUACCGUCUCCUGCACCCCAGGAUUCGUACGUUGACAACAGAAUUAUCUAUCUAGAUCGUCCGACGUAGCAAUUAGUCUGGAUGUCCACCCGUACGGGGGCGAUGCGCGUUGAACAACAUCAAAUGUUUGAUUUUACAAAAGCGACCAAAUGACCAAAUAUUACUAGCGAGCUAAGGACCGCUUUAACUCUGUAAUUUAUUACGCCUUUUAUAUUAAUCUUCUACAUAGAUCGUUAGUGGAAACGUCGCACGCGCUAAAGCGGACGCCGACGCGAGAGCCGACGCGCUCUCUGCCAGGGGUUUCUCCUUUGUAACACGUGACGAAGCAUAAUUUCGACAUGUUGUACGAAAGCGACGUUCCCCGAAGACCGUAAGAGUCAAUAAAUAAAGAGAAAUGUGUACUUUA